AUGUUGAACAAAGUUGUAAAGAGAUUAUUCUCAUACAAGAGCACCAUUCCUGCCACUUUACCUUAGUUAAAGUUUGAAUAUAACGAAUUAGAACCUGUUUUGACUGCUAACCUUUUGAAGUUCCACCAUGGAAAGCAUCACUAAGCUUACGUUAACAACUUGAAUGCCAUCUACGAAUAAAUUUCUGAUGCUUAAAAGAAGAAUGACGUACAUAAGAUUGCUUAAUUACAAUCUGGUUUAAGAUUUAACUUGGGUGGUCAUAUUAACCACGCCAUUUACUGGGAUAACCUUGCUCCCGUAUCCAGAGGUGGUGGUGUCUUCCCUGAUUAAAACUCUCCCCUCACCAAGGCCAUAUAAGAAAAAUGGGGUUCAUAUGAAAACUUCAUUUAAAUCUUCAACGGUCGUACUGCUGCCAUCCAAGGAUCCGGUUGGGGUUGGCUCGGUUAUGACACUGUCAGCAAAAGUUUAAAGAUGUUCGAAUUGGGUAAUUAAGAUAUGCCUGAAUGGAAUAGCGUCAUCCCUCUUUUGACAAUCGAUGUUUGGGAACACGCUUACUACUUAGACUAUCAAAACUUAAGACCUAAAUACUUAACCGAAAUAUGGAAGGUUGUUAAUUGGUAGGAAGUUGAAAGAAGAUAUCUUGAUGCUAUUAAGGCCUGA
Messenger RNA from Tetrahymena thermophila SB210, 660 nucleotides. Its product is annotated as superoxide dismutase [Fe] protein. Gene Ontology annotation, biological process: superoxide metabolic process. NCBI's taxonomy places the organism in Eukaryota, Ciliophora, Oligohymenophorea, Hymenostomatida, Tetrahymenidae. The transcript is spliced from 3 exons. Gene Ontology annotation, cellular component: mitochondrion. Gene Ontology annotation, molecular function: metal ion binding; superoxide dismutase activity. The record is from RefSeq and is a predicted model, not a curated record.